Oncorhynchus mykiss (rainbow trout) is the source of this 1431-nucleotide messenger RNA. RefSeq names its product B-cell lymphoma/leukemia 10. Gene Ontology annotation, biological process: adaptive immune response; apoptotic process; positive regulation of extrinsic apoptotic signaling pathway. Gene Ontology annotation, molecular function: protein kinase B binding; kinase activator activity; transcription coactivator activity. Gene Ontology annotation, cellular component: cytosol; CBM complex. Lineage: Eukaryota; Metazoa; Chordata; Actinopteri; Salmoniformes; Salmonidae. The record is from RefSeq and is a predicted model, not a curated record.
AUUCUCGCCUCAUUGUUUCUUAAUAGGGAACUGAUCUACUGAGGUAGUUCCCCUUUUCACAAUAUUGGCUUCCAACCAGUUCAAUGACUCUCCAGGGUUAGAAAGGGGUUUGUUACAUUAUCUCAGUCAGUUGCUAAUAUUACAAACCCUUAUCUGAAAUUCCAACACUGGGCUACAGUGGGCAUUCCAGAGCCAGAGCAGCAGCUUCAGAAAACUAAAGAACUCACGGGUAAUUGGCUGGAAAAUGGACUCCUGGUGUAUCACUGACGAAGACAUGGCGGAGGUCAAGAAGGAAGCGUUGGAGCGUCUGCGUCCGUACCUCUGUGAGAAGCUAGUGGCAGACCGCCACCUGGACUACCUCCGGUCCAGGAGGGUCCUUACGCGGGACGACGCCGAGGACAUCUGCUGCAGGGUGGGGAACAGCAAGAAGACCGGUAGGAUGCUGGACUACUUAGCCGAGAACCCCAGGGGCCUCGACUACCUCGUGGAGUCCAUAUGCCGAGUGAGGACAAAGGACUUUGUCAUCGGGAAGAUCACCAACGAAGUUGAGGUGGUGAAGAUGGAGAGGAGAGAGGCGGCCAUCUUGUCAGCAGCAGGUAGUUCUUCACCGGUCUGUAUAUGCAAAGAGAGAACUCCCUUUGUGUCGUUGCAGAGUGGCAGUAGUGAAGCACAGUCCAUCCAAACCUCUCUGUCCAACUCAGAAGACAAGUGGGGUCAAAAUGAAGCAUCCUUUUCCUGGAGUGCCCUUCCUGAAGGAGUUAGUGUUUCUUCUCUACACAGUCUGCCAAAACCAGGAGAGCAGGGCGCCCCUUCAGUGCCCCUUGAGGACAACGAGCCCGGGACCUUAAGAGUCUGAGAGCAGUGACCAGUUUCACACCAUCCGUUCCUUUUCAACCCCCCCCUCGGUGAUGGAGUAAUACAGAAUGUCUGGAUUCAAACACAGGUUGGAUUAUAUGGGGACAGUAAAGGGUUAGGUUUUAUUGUGUCAUAACUGUACAUGUCAUCGUUAUCGAAUGUUUUAUUUUCCAUAUCAUAAAAGCGUACAGUGAAGCCACAAGACGUGGGUUCUAACACGUUUGUUCUAGCAAUAAAAUGUUUUACUGAAAACGUUCUGUUAUUGAAAUGCAAAAUAAAAUCCUGUACUUCUCCAUCAUGAAAAAAAACAGAACUAUUACAAAAUGGAUGCGUGCCAGAAAGUUGUACUGGAGAGCUUUAGUUUCAUAUCUUCAUCUGCCACAGUAUAAGGAAAUGGCGCACGGCAGAGCUUCCUGUUUCUCUGAGGCACAGUCCCACUUCAUGUCCCUAUUUGAACUUCUGCCAGGCAUCCAUAUUCUAGGAAAUGAUCAAAUCAACAUGUUUAUGUUUUCUGGGAUUUUAUUUUAAUUCAGGAUGUGCAAUUUUGACAUACUGACAAGAACUCAAGGGAAACUA